AUGGCCAAACCCAUCCCCGAAACCCACCUCCUCCACCCCCGCGACCCCUCCACCUCCGACGGCGAAUGGCCCGAAUUCGAACUCACCAAUGUCUUCGUUUCCCAUCCCUCAUCGCCCUCCACUCCCGCCUCCCUCCUUACCGCCAGUGUCGGCCACCCGUUGACCGUGACCGGGCACCUCGCACCUCUAGAUCGCAACUAUGCACACCUCUAUCUCCGCUCGCCCCUCACAAAACGCACCACCAUCGAACUCACCGAUGUCAUGACUUUCUCGUACGGAGAGGACGACGCUGGGUAUCCAGUCUGGGCGGCGGGGAAAGCGGGUUGGUUUAGGAUACGGCCGGGAAGGGCGUAUCGCGCCACAUUCGCGGAGAUGGAACGCGCGGUCGAACUGUGGUACUUCAUCGCGGACGCGUAUCGCGAAGAGAGGAAGGUGGGGAAAGGGAAGAAAGCGGUGGCACUACCGGACUACACCGCGGAGGAGCUGUUUGCGAAAUAUGCGGGGGAGGUGUUGGAGGAUGAGGGUGAUGUGGAGGGAGCCAGGGAGAGAUUCGUGGAGCAUCGCGCGUUUGUGAUGAGUUGUAUGUUGGCUGGCAAGGAGGGGUUGGAGUGGAAACGGUUGCCGUUGUGGGAGUUUAUGAAGAGGAAGUUUCCCGAGGAGUUUGAGGAGUUGAAGGCGAGGAGGAAUGGGAAGGUGGAGAAAGGGAAGAAGAAGAGGCAGGACUCCAUGGACACGACUUCUUCAACAACGAGUAUGGUGAAGAGGAAGACAGCAAGGGCGAAGAGUGGACUGAGUAAUGCUGUGGAGGUCAUAAAUCUGGACGACAGCGACACCGUGCCUGGGCAAGCAACCCCUGCCGGCAUCCGAGGACGAUGA
Messenger RNA from Zymoseptoria tritici IPO323, 876 nucleotides. RefSeq lists its product as uncharacterized. The transcript is spliced from 2 exons. The record is from RefSeq and is a predicted model, not a curated record. NCBI's taxonomy places the organism in Eukaryota, Fungi, Ascomycota, Dothideomycetes, Mycosphaerellales, Mycosphaerellaceae. Bases 1 to 876 code for a protein of 291 amino acids.